UGUGUGACAACUUCCGUAGGGGGAGUGGUUCACGUGUUCACAUUGACUGCACAACAUCAAGCGCGCGGAAUACUUGGGGAAGAGGCGCUGAUUUCACUUCGUUCUUAUAGGAUUCUCUGAAAAGCUCCUCUGGAACCAUUUCCCUCUUGCAUCAGCAUGACAUCAGACAACACUCUGGACGAUGAAGACACCUUCAAGAUCCUGAUCGCCACCGAUAUUCACCUCGGUUACUUGGAGAAAGAUGCUAUCCGUGGCAAUGACACGUUCACCACCUUCGACGAGAUCCUAAAGUGUGCUAAAGAGAAACAAGUCGACUUCAUCCUCCUGGGAGGUGAUCUGUUCCAUGAGAACAAGCCGUCUAGACGCUGUCUCUACUCAUGCAUCUCUCUGCUCAGGAAGUAUUGCAUGGGAGACACUCCUAUCUUAUUUGACGUCCUCAGUGACCAGGCUGUCAACUUCAGCACCAGCAAGUUCCCCUGGGUGAAUUAUCAGGAUGAGAACAUUAACAUCUCCAUCCCAGUGUUCAGUGUGCAUGGUAACCAUGACGACCCUACAGGGGCAGAUGGCCUAUGUGCAUUGGACAUCCUCAGCUCUGCCGGACUAAUCAAUCACUUUGGUCGCAGCCAAUCAGUAGAGAGGAUAGAGAUCAGUCCGGUCCUAUUGCAGAAAGGCAAGACUAAGCUAGCCCUGUACGGCAUUGGCUCCAUCCCUGACGAACGCCUCUACAGAAUGUUUGUGAACAAUCAGGUGACCAUGCUCCGCCCAAAAGAGGACCAGGACCUCUGGUUUAACCUCUUCACCAUCCAUCAGAACAGGAGUAAGCACGGGGCCACAAACUACAUCCCUGAGCAGUUCCUGGAUGACUUCCUCAACCUGGUUGUGUGGGGUCAUGAACACGAAUGUCUGAUCGAACCCAGAAGGAAUGAACAGCAGCUGUUCUACGUCACCCAGCCUGGGAGCUCCGUGGCCACAUCGUUGUCCCCAGGGGAGGCCGCUAAGAAGCACAUCGGUCUAUUGAGGAUCAAGGGGCGUAAAAUGAACAUGGAGAAGAUCCCGCUGAACACAGUGCGUCAAUUCUUUAUCCAGGACCUGGUCCUCGCCGAACACCCUGACCUUUUCUCCCCCGACAUGCCCAAGGUCAACCAGAAAGUGGAGGCCUUCUGCCAGGAGAAGGUAGAAGCCAUGCUGGAGGAAGCCGAGAGGGAGAGAAUUGGUUGCCCUCUCACCCCUGAGAAACCCCUCAUACGCCUCAGAGUUGACUACAGCGGGGGGUUUGAGGCCUUCAACGCCACUCGUUUCAGUCAGAGGUUUGUGGAGCAGGUCGCCAACCCCAAAGACGUCAUUCAUUUCAUCCGACAGAAGGAGUACAAGGCCAAAGUCGAAGGAGAAGAUAAUGUUGACUUCGGGCAGCUCAUGAGUCAGUCCACCACUGAAGGUCUGAGGGUGGAGGAUCUGGUCAAAGAGUACUUCAAAACAGCAGAAAAGACAAUGCAGUUGUCCCUGCUGACGGAGCAAGGCAUGGGGAAGGCCGUGCAGGAGUUUGUGGACAAGGAGGAAAAGGACGCCAUAGAGGAGCUGAUCCGAUACCAGCUGGAGAAAACCCAGAGACACCUCCAGCAGAGGGGGGUCAUGACCGAGGAGGAGAUAGACCAGGAGAUUCGCAGUUUCAGAGAAACUAAGAAAGGCACUGCAGAGGAGGAAGAUGAAGUCCAGGAGGCCUUCAAACGAGCCAAAGCCCACCGCUUAGAGCGAGAUGACCUUCCUGACGACCUGGACCUUUCGGACGGGUCCGACUUUACCAUGGACAUAGAUGAGGACUCCACCCCGGCUCCUCCCCCCAGAGGCAGGGGGCGGGGAAGCAGGGGGGGCAGGGGGAGGGGCCAGACCACCGCCAGGAGAGGAAGAGUUGCUGCUGAGCCGAAGCCAGCCGGUAGGGGGCGUUCCCAGAAGGCCUCCGUCGUUAACACCAGCCAGAGCAGAAACAUCAUGGAUGCAUUCCAGGCUGCACCCCAACGGUCAUCCAGGGGGUCGGUGCCGGCUAAGUCCUACAAUGACGAGAUCACCAUCGACGAGGACUCUGAUGAGGACAUUUCUUUCGUCAAGCCGGUUUCCAGACCCACGCAGAGGGCCUCCUCCUCUUCCUCCUCCAGUAGGCAGGGCUCACAGAGUCAAAGCCAAGCAUUCAAAGGGGUGACUUUUGAUGAUGAUGAUGAUGAGGAGGAGUUCGACCCAUUUAAAGGCUCCAGCCGGAGUGGCAGGCGUUAGACCUAUCUCAGACCCCACCCUCCGGACAGUGGUCAUGUUUUAUUGACAAGUGAGCUGGGACUGUAUACUUUACUUGUCCAUAGUUCUUUAUACCAUGUGAGUAUGGACCCUGAGGCUUACUGCCUCUUCACGAUUGGAGGAGAGACAAGCACAGCUUUCACUCUCAUCAGAACAUCUCAUUCCUUCUGUGGCCUCUCUGGGAUGGAGUUUGGGUCGGAUCAGAAUGUCCGGUCUUAGAUCUGUGCUUUGAUGCCUAAUUUCACUUUAAGUUUUCUUCUUUGAAGACCUUUUG
Esox lucius (northern pike) is the source of this 2557-nucleotide messenger RNA. It is a transcript of the gene mre11a, whose product is annotated as MRE11 homolog A, double strand break repair nuclease. The transcript is spliced from 19 exons. Bases 157 to 2265 code for a protein of 702 amino acids. Gene Ontology annotation, biological process: double-strand break repair via homologous recombination; mitochondrial double-strand break repair via homologous recombination; mitotic G2 DNA damage checkpoint signaling. Lineage: Eukaryota; Metazoa; Chordata; Actinopteri; Esociformes; Esocidae. Gene Ontology annotation, cellular component: Mre11 complex; nucleus. The record is from RefSeq and is a predicted model, not a curated record. Gene Ontology annotation, molecular function: DNA endonuclease activity; manganese ion binding; 3'-5'-DNA exonuclease activity.